Messenger RNA from Racocetra persica, 127 nucleotides. NCBI's taxonomy places the organism in Eukaryota, Fungi, Glomeromycota, Glomeromycetes, Diversisporales, Gigasporaceae. The record is from the annotation of a GenBank genome assembly.
UGGGUCCAAGGAUGAGAAAAAAUUAAAGAUUGCAUUGAGAUUUGAGGUUAAGAGUAUUGAUUUGAGUAUUGAUGUGGAAAAUGAUAUCUGUAUUGUUAGUAUUAAUAUUCUUCACAAUUUUGAUUAG